Molecule: messenger RNA, 791 nt
Organism: Dentiscutata erythropus
Lineage: Eukaryota; Fungi; Glomeromycota; Glomeromycetes; Diversisporales; Gigasporaceae
Source: the annotation of a GenBank genome assembly
AUGAGUGAGGUUUUUGGAAAUAAUCUUCCUCCAAUAAAAUCAAGUUCAAAAUUACAAGUAAUUUUAAAUUGGAAACAACUUCCAAGUGUCAAAAGUUGUUAUAAAAAAAUUUUUGAUAAAUCAGAUUUUCCUGGAAAUCCAACUUAUAUGGAAGCAAUCCUAAAAAAAGUAUGGCCCUCAACCUCUUUGAAACCACCAGAACAACAUGUUGCUUGGGCUAUAUCAAUAGUCCAAACGAUAUUAAAUCCAAAAAAUUGUGAUUUAAAAAUUACAGAAGAUAUUAUAAAAUAUCUCCUUUCAAAUAAUCUUGUAAUAGUAGAAAAUAAUAACGAUGAUAAUCUACCUGUUACUGAUGAUGAUGUAGAAAUAAUCUCUUCUCCACUUUUAUUAAAAAGAAAAACUCAUACUGUACCUUCAAAACGACGGAAAAGUAAACACAAACUUACACCAGUAGCAGAAAAUAAUAAUAAUGAUAAUUUGCCUGUUGCUGAUGAUGAUACAGAAAUAAUCUCAUCUACCUCCUCUUCUCCAAAAAGAAAAACUAUAGCAGAAAAUAAUAAUGAUGAUAAUUUUUCCGUUGCUGAUGAUGAUAUAGAAAUAAUUCCAUCUACUUCCUCUUCUCCAAAAAGAAAAACUUAUAAUACAUAUUAUGGGAUUUUUAAAAGACUUUCCAAUAUUGAGAAUGAACUGAGAUGUGGAAAGAUAGAAGAAUUGGUACGGCUAAAUGAUAAUGAGUCAGGUCCUUCUAAUUCUCGCUCACGUCAAAAUAAGAGCAAGAAAGGUGGAGUCAA